Messenger RNA from Microplitis demolitor, 2582 nucleotides. It is a transcript of the gene APC7, whose product is annotated as anaphase-promoting complex subunit 7. NCBI's taxonomy places the organism in Eukaryota, Metazoa, Arthropoda, Insecta, Hymenoptera, Braconidae. Gene Ontology annotation, biological process: cell division. The coding region runs from base 355 to 2076 and encodes 573 amino acids. The record is from RefSeq and is a predicted model, not a curated record. Gene Ontology annotation, molecular function: protein binding. The transcript has 6 exons.
UUUGCAUCACUCCCGUUACGGGCCGUAACGUGAAUCGUGUAAAUAGACACUGCCAUAGUGUAAACAAGGAAAACAAUUGAUUCGACUUAAUAGUAAUUAAAUAGUUGAUCUAUUUUUUAUCAGUUCAUCAUAAAAAGACAACUGAAAUGCAAAGUGAUUGUAAAUUUUUUGUUUUUUAGUGACUGUACGCAAUAAUAUUAAAAAAUACUAGUUCUAAUAAUUUAAAAUUUAAAAGUAUUACUACGGGUUUAAAACCAAACGUCAAAAAGUAAAAAAACUUUUUCAAAAUUUUUAAAUUUAAUUUUGAAAAAAUUUUAUGUUUAUAUAAAAAUAGUAGAAUUUUCACUCGCAAAUAUGUCAAACCUUUAUGAUCAAAUUAAACUUAUUUACGAUCAACAAUUAUACUCUAAUGUGAUUUCACUUGCGAAUUUAGUCCUAUCUCUGAGUGACCAUAAUGGUGAUCUCUUACCUCCAACAGCAAAAUUUCUUAUUUAUGUGCAUUGUGCUGAUUCGCAUUUCCACCUUGGAGAAUAUCGUAAAGCAGAAUCAUUGUAUAAAAAGUCUUUACAAUUUCGCAAGUUCUUAUUGAAGUCAAAGAGCACAACGAAAUCAAACAAUCAAGAGAGUUAUAAAGAUCUUCUGUCAGACAUAGACAUCAAGUAUCAAAUCCACGUUUGCUUAAUGAAAACUAAAAACCAACUAGAAGCCCUUCAAAUUUUGCAAAGUAUACCCGGAAAACAACGAACCGCUAAAGUAAAUAUGGCAUUGGCUAAAAUAUUUCAUGACCAAGGAAUGGAACGAUCUGCCAUUACGACAUAUAAAGAAGUUUUGAGAGAGUGUCCUUUAGCUUUAGAAGCAGCAGAAGGUCUUCUUUCACUGGGAGUUAAAGGGAUUGAAGUGAAUUCUUUGAUUGUAGGAUCUACGGCCAUCUCACCUAAUCUAGAUUGGCUGAACACGUGGAUAAAAGCGCACGCCCACAUGCAUAAUCGGGAGUACAGUCAUGCAAUUUCAGCUUUCAAAAUAUUAGACAAUGUUAAUUAUCUUCGUGACAAUUUCAAUUUAUUAGUAACCAUGGGAGAGUGUUAUUACUGCGCAGGAGACGAUAAAAAUGCACUAGCUUGUUUGAAGCGAGCGCGAGCUAUUGAGCCGGAUACUAUUAAAGGUCUGGAUCUGUAUGCAGCUGUUCUGUACAAAGGGCAGCACACCAAAGAUUUGGAAAAAUUAAUACCCACCAUAACAGUAAACGGAGAAUGUUCAGCUGAAAUUUAUGUAGCGAUGGCUUAUACUUUAUAUGCAGCAAGAAAACUAAACCGAGCAAGUACUUUGACUGCACAAGCGAUUAAUCUUAAUCCGAUAAAUUUAGAAGCUAUUAUUUUACGUGGGAAUAUUCUUAUUGAUCAAAAAAAAUAUCAAGAUGCAUUACAUCAAUUUAGAGCUGCGGUUCAAAUUAAACCAUAUAGAUAUGAACCACAUAAAGGUUGUGUCGAUUGCUAUAUUGGCAUGCAUCGUUUACGAGAAGCGUUAAAUAUUGCGAGCAGUGCUUGCAAACAACUGGGCCAUACUCCAAGGGUUUUGUCUUUGUACGCGUCAGUUUUGAUGAAAGACCCGGUCUCUGUAGGAAAAGCUAAGAAUCUUUUAGAUAAAGCGUUAGCUCAAGAUGAAUCAUAUUUACCGGCAGUUUAUUAUUUAGCUGAAAUAUAUGAACAGGAAAUGAAUUUAGAAUCAGCUAUUGAUUUACUCGAGAAACAAGUUGAAAUUCAGCCGAAUUGUAAAUUACAUCAAAUGUUAGGUGAUCUUUGUGCCAGGGUGCACAAUGAAGAAAAGGCACUAGAUCAUUAUGCAAUAGCUUUAAGUCUUGACCCAAGUAAUAGAAGAGCACUCGAAGGUAUGCAUCGCUUAGAUAGUACGGCUACUAAAUUUGAGACAUCCUAUUAUAUGACUGUGAGUGAAGAACAUGCUGAUACAACUUAUGAUGUCGGAGAUGGCUUACCUGACUCUGAUAACGAUGAAGCAGUUGAAGAAAGUGAAACUGAAGCGGUUUGGUCUGAUAUGGAUUUAGAAGCGAAUAGUCAGUGAAUCCUUUUCAGUCAGUUUACUUUUAAUUUAUAAGGUGUCAAAAUAAUUUAUUAACUUUUGUAAAAAUUUUUCCUACAAUCCAUCCGAUAGAAUUCGUCUGCUGAAGAAUAUGGCAAUGAUCUAGAAAUAAGACUUCACCUUUUUAAAAAAUUCUUUAAAUUUUCGUAAAGCAGUACUCGUAUAAGUCUUAAUAAGUGGAUCCUCAAUUCCAUAGCAACGUCAUACUAUUCUGAUUCAAAGUUUUGUUCAAGUAAUUAAGGAAAUCUUUCAAAAGUUAAUGUACUGUCUAUCCAUAAAAAUUCUAAUCAUGUGGCGACAAAAUUAAAAUUCAAUUUUUUGUAAAUACUAGAUAAUUUCAUCAAUUCAUACAUGUAUUUAGUUAAUGAAUAAUAUAAAAAAUACAUCGAUACGAAUGGCGAGAAAAACAGUUUACGUUACCUUUAAUCAUGUUGCAUAAUUACCUUUAAUUAUACAAUAUAUUUUCUUUUUAUUUUUUAUAAAGUUAA